AUGAUGCAUCAAAAUGUGUCUAUUCUUAUAUUUAUACUAGGUGGGCUGUGUUUGUCAGUAUGUGCAAAGGAAUCAUCUAGUAAAGGCUACAUGACAAAAAUUGUAAUGAACACAUUAGAUGCAUUACAGUAUCUUAAGAAAAGUAUGUGCGAUAAAAUAAUCGGAAGGAUCAUAGAUCUGUUGAUCGAACUGAUAAGAGUGUUUCUGGAAUGA
Molecule: messenger RNA, 213 nt
Organism: Heterobilharzia americana
Lineage: Eukaryota; Metazoa; Platyhelminthes; Trematoda; Strigeidida; Schistosomatidae
Source: the annotation of a GenBank genome assembly